Messenger RNA from Lasiodiplodia theobromae, 1464 nucleotides. RefSeq names its product CAMP-dependent protein kinase. The transcript is spliced from 4 exons. Gene Ontology annotation, biological process: peptidyl-serine phosphorylation. The record is from RefSeq and is a predicted model, not a curated record. The coding region runs from base 1 to 1464 and encodes 487 amino acids. Gene Ontology annotation, molecular function: cAMP-dependent protein kinase activity; ATP binding. NCBI's taxonomy places the organism in Eukaryota, Fungi, Ascomycota, Dothideomycetes, Botryosphaeriales, Botryosphaeriaceae. Gene Ontology annotation, cellular component: cAMP-dependent protein kinase complex; nucleus.
AUGCCGACUCUAGGCUUCUUGAAAAAAAAGAGGACGAAGGACUCGUCUGGUUCUCGGGACCUCGACGCCGCCCCGUCUUCCCCCGUCAAGGAAAAGGACACCCAUUCGCCCAUCACCCCCACCGUCUCCAAGACCGGCUCCGACCACCAGGCACAGCACGCAUCCCUAUCGCCGGGCCCCUCCGCCUCGCACACCUCCGGCCACGCCCCUCAGGACUCGCUGACGCAGAACACUCGUCCCGCCGAACCUAUGAACUCCUCUCAGCCCUACGCGCAGCCGUACGCGACCCCGCAAACUAGCUCCCAAAGCCCGCAGCCGUACAGUCCCCAGCCGCAGCACACGCACAACCUGCCCAGCAUACAGAAUCUCAUCAACCCCGCCAACGGCACCGACGCCUCGCGCUCCUUCAAUAAUGCCCAGGAGAAGACAAUGGCCCAAAACGGCAGCGCUGUGACCCCUGCCGGCGGUCAACAGGCCGCGACACCCUCGGUCCGCACCACCAAGGGCAAAUACACCCUCAAUGAUUUCUCCAUACAAAGAACCCUCGGCACCGGCUCCUUCGGUCGCGUGCACCUCGUCCAGUCCAAGCACAACCAGCGCUACUACGCCAUCAAGGUCCUGAAGAAGGCCCAGGUCGUCAAGAUGAAGCAGGUCGAGCACACAAACGACGAACGCCGCAUGCUGCAGAAGGUCAAGCACCCCUUCCUCAUCACCCUGUGGGGCACCUUCCAGGACUCCAAGAAUCUGUACAUGGUCAUGGACUUCGUCGAGGGCGGUGAGCUGUUCAGUCUACUACGAAAGUCGCAGCGCUUCCCCAACCCCGUCGCCAAGUUCUACGCGGCAGAAGUGACGCUAGCACUCGACUACCUGCACUCGCAGAACAUCAUCUACCGCGAUCUCAAGCCCGAGAACCUGCUGCUGGAUCGUCAUGGCCAUCUCAAAAUUACGGAUUUUGGUUUCGCGAAAGAAGUGCCCGACAUUACUUGGACGCUCUGCGGUACGCCCGACUACCUCGCGCCGGAAGUCGUCGCAUCGAAGGGUUACAACAAAUCUGUUGACUGGUGGUCACUCGGCAUCCUGAUCUUCGAAAUGCUGUGCGGUUUCACGCCAUUUUGGGACGGCGGCUCGCCAAUGAAGAUCUACGAGAACAUUCUGAAAGGCCGCGUCAAGUACCCACCAUACGUGCACCCGGACGCGCAAGACCUGCUGCAGAAGCUCAUCACGCCCGACCUCACGAAGCGGUUGGGUAACCUCCACGGAGGCUCCAAGGACGUCAUGAACCACCCGUGGUUCGCAGAGGUCACCUGGGAGAGGCUGGCCAAGAAGGACAUUGAUGCGCCAUAUGUUCCCCCGGUCCGCGCAGGUGCGGGUGAUGCCAGUCAGUUCGACAAGUACCCCGAGGAGACAGAAGCCUAUGGAGCAAGCGGCGACGACCCACACGGUGCUUUGUUUCAGGAGUUUUAG